This is a messenger RNA of Porites lobata, 5800 nucleotides long. Lineage: Eukaryota; Metazoa; Cnidaria; Anthozoa; Scleractinia; Poritidae. The record is from the annotation of a GenBank genome assembly.
AUGGAUUUUCUUUUGCAACAUUUUAGAAGGUUAUUUUCGUUCUUGUGCGGAAAUUCUGACAAUGUGCGCCCGAAGGUAAGCCUGUAAGGUUUAAUUGAGUCUUGAGUUUAAAAGCUGCGAAAAUCCUAAUUUUCAUUUUAUAAAUGACAGCAGAUACUAUCGAUGAAGAUGGAACUGUCGUUAGACGACAGACGUAAGCAACUGUGGAGAUUCAGUAGAAUCUCUGCCUGCAAAAUCCUACCAUAAAUGUAGAUGAACACUAAAUUUUACCAUUAAGCAAAUACACUUCCUCGUCCACCCAAAGAAGUCGACCCAAACAAGUGACAAAUUUAACCUUACAACAAAAGGAUUGUGUUAGAUGGGAUCCAGGUCGAUAACAAUCAAAAUAUUAUGAUAAUUAAAAGGCUUGCCAAUAAAAGUACUUAUAUUGAUCAGAGAAUGCACGUUUGAUGAGUUAUGAUGCAUGGGUCAUCCCUGUACUUUGUGGAGUGUAGCUUCCAGCUUAAUCUGCAACUGAUUACCACUACUGUGGUGCUGUACCUGGGAUACUGCUCCAUCCUAUGGGAGCAUACACUGCUAACAACAAGAGCAUGCCAUUAGUCAACUUUACAAGCAUGCUUUUUUCAUUUUUAAAAGAACAAAGUUUAUCUGUAGUUUGACCAAAGCCACUUGCUCUUAUCUCCAUGCACCACUUUACCUGGGGGGGGGGGGGGGUACUGGCAUAUAUGAGCUAUAUAGGUAUGUGCCACUGUGAAGGGUAUGACUUUCAAGCAGUUUACUCUGGGGUAUGGUAUAUAUAUAUAUAUCAGAGAGUUUGGGUCUAGAAUAGGGUAUCAUUUUCCAGAAAACUGAUCAGUUGGUUGAAGAUUUCAGUCUAGACCAGGGAAACCAGGAAAUGCUACUCAAAAAUGUAAAAAAAAAUCAGUUUUGUUUUAGUUGGACUGUAGUUUCUGCAAAACAGCUACUCUAGGAUAGAGAGGAAUGGGGGAAUUUAUUCUAGUAUAGGGUAGAAAAAUCCACUUGAACUAUAGCUCUGGUUUAAGCUAAGGGUUCCAGGGUAACUGCGGCACAUGCCAACCCAAAACUUCCUAAAUCCCCCGGGCACUUAACGUCAGAACAAUAUAAAGUGGGUACAGUCAUGCCAUUCAAGGACAUCAUGUGGUAAAACCUAUAUUAAUAAUUGCCACCUCUUUAAGUUUAUAAUAAUAAACAGUUGAUGUUUUUGUCCUAGUGGCAGACAGUCCGUAAAUUAAAAAAAAGUUAUUAAAAGAAAGUGAAUAACAUACAAAUUAAGGUAAUCUGCUUCUGUACCUUACUUGCUUGUUCUGAACUUUUCCAUUCUGAAGUUUUAUCUGUUUAUUUGUUAUUAUAUAGAAGCCACUGGAUCCAGAUAAUACAACCAGAAUUAUACCGUUGCCCUUGCAGAAGCCUAGCCUGCAUUGCAAACUCUCCAUUUGGGGAAUAUUGUAAGUAAGUCAUGUGGGAGCAGCACUCAAAAAAAGACACCAGAACAAAGGGCUCCCUUUCUCUACCUUUCAUGGCUCUGCAGCUCUCAUGCAGUCAUUCUCUUGCUGAUCGAUUGCCACUCAAAACUUAAUGGAGAGCUUGCUUACAGGCUAAUGGGUGAUCAGUUUUAGUGACCGAGUUUCACUGUAUGCUGUAUGUUUAAUCCAUUAUUUCUCAAUAGCAUUCUUGUUAAUCUUUUCUAGAUUUGUCUUUCUGAUGCUGAUGUUUCAUCUGCAGAGGAAGCAAAUAUGAUAUUGCAAACCCACAGCAACCCUCACCAAGUUGAGGAAUUUAUUCUUGAAGGUAUGUAUAUUUUAUAAAGCUUUGUUUUGUCAGUGCAUUUAUUUGAAUAAAUUGCCUUCACAUCAAUGUACUAUUAUAGAGUUCCCAAUCCCCAUCCACCUAUAGAUUUGUCCUGUCCAUGUAUUUUAGGGUCCCAGAGCCACAAAAUAUCAUGCAAAUAAAAACAAUAACAAUAACAACAACUUGACGUCUUUACAAUUUUGUGCUCUGCUAGUUAUUUAAUUUCACUAAAAGUAAUGACCCCAAGAUACCAUGCAAAAUGAAAAUUUUAAAUCAACUAAUAACUGACAAAAAAACAAGGUCUUUAUAACAAGAGUGUAUGAAAAGCCACAUGAAUACUCAUCAAAGUGAUAGCUAUAGUAAUUCACAGGCUUACAAUUGCAAGAAGCAAUAAUUAUUUUCAACCAAACUGUUUUUUCUCUGCAAGGAAAGCCAAGCAUACACAGUAUUCCUAUCCAACUGUUUUACUUCACAAAUUUGCAAAGGCUCAGUCUGUGUGGUAAUCAACUGCAAGACAUUCCAUGGUCUAUUAUUUACCUGCGGCAACUCAAGGAGCUCGAUGUUUCCUUCAAUGCUUUGGUAGGUGCUGGUUUUAUACAAUUUUGAGAUUGUUUUAUUCAUCCUAUACCAGGGCUGUCAACCCCCCACGUCUUCAGAUAUUGAGAAUUGAUGGGGAAGGGAGGAUAGAUGACGUCAUAAUGCACGGCACUUGACGUCAUUUAUGACAAAAAAAAACUGUGAAAAAGAUGUUGUUGGAAUUGUAAAAUUUGACCUAAUUGAUUUACUUCCCACCAAUCACAUCAUUGCUUAUAUUACAAUGGCAUACUGGAGUUUGUGAGGAAAAUUAAGGUCGAUGUUAACAGUUAAAUAGCUCAAAUAAGGAAAAAUGUGUGAAAUUUCAUUGUCAGAAAGUCGAAACUACAAGAAAUGGCAAACUUCGGAGAUUAUCCAGGAGAUUUCAGACUCUAAUCUGGAGACCGGGAGAAACAGUUCAAAAUCUGGUGUCUCCCAGAUUAUCCGGGAGAGUAAUUGACAGUCCUGCUAUUAACAAUGUUAUUAAUUCACCAGCUGAUCACGUGUGGCUUGAUAUUGGCCAAAAAUUAAGAUAUUAUCUGUACCACAUUGCUGUAAGUGUAUAAUAGGCUCAUUUAUUACUUAUUUCAUAAUAGUAAGUUACUUUUGGGAAAUUCUUUUUGCUUAAAUGUGGAAAAGGCCAAGGCUUAAUUCAAAUGUAAAUGAAAUACUAUAUACAAUUUUGUGUCAACACUUACAAGCACGUACUGUUAUUGGUUACGGUACUUGUUAACCACCUUUUAAAAGUUCCUGGAAAUUCAAGCACACAGUUAAUUUGUGUUCUCAAAGAACUGUCCAUCCACCUGUUAAAAAUUGAUCAUUAAUUCUUGUUGUUUUUUUGUACAUUAGCAUGUUCAUAUUUCUUUGGCUAAAUAAUUGUCCAUUUAGUCUAUGUAAAAAAAGUAUUUUCAAUUAUAUUCUAUGUGUUUAUGUUACUCUUUAACUGCUUAUUCACUAUGAGCUGUUAGCUAUUAUUGUUUCCCUUUAUUAUUUUAUUUAUCAAUUUUUUAUUUUAUUAGAGUGUUCUUCCAAGAAUUGUGUGCUAUGUUCCAACCUUGCAAGUUUUAUCAUUUCGGUAAGAAGACCAAAACUUUGCCACAGAAAUAUAUUUGUCCUCAAAAAAAUGAAGGGAUCAAGAGCAAUAUUAAGUGACUGUUCUUUAUUCAAGGGAGUGCUUCUUUUUUCAAGUGUAAGAUGUUUAGUUUUGAAAGCCAUAAAAUUCAUCUGUUAGCCCUUUUGGGCCCCUUCACAGACCCAAAUGACAGAUUUUCCUACCCUGUCGUAUCCUUCAACGGUAAAAUCCCCACCCUUUCAUAUACCUUAAGCCUAAAAAUGGUACCCCUUUCAGGUGGAGCCUCCCCUGAUAGGCCAUUAUAGAGAGUACCCCCUGGGCGUGGCAUGCAUCACAAUGGGUGGGGCAUAUAAAGUCUCUAUUUUCUUGGUGCUCUAGAGUACUUUUAAAAGUACGUAUAAGUUCAUGGUGAAGAAAAUAUUCCAAGAGGACUAAUACUAAUCCUCCAUCCUCUCUCUUUUUUUCUUUUUCUUCAGAAACAACUUUAUCACCUAUUUACCAACAGAGCUGCUUAAUUUACCCAGUCUUAAGACUUUAGAGGUGCAAGAUAAUCCCUUGGUUUCGCCUCCUCCAGCAAUCGCAGAGAGAGGAAGAGAAUCCAUUUUAGCUUACCUUAGAAAGAGAAAAAGCAGAAGAAACAUGUUUUCAGACUUCAAGCCAUGGAUCUCUCCAAAUGAUGACCUGGUCACUGUAGAGGUAUCAACCCUGGUAGAGCUCUGUGUCAAGUAAGUAUAGCUCUGCUUAGCCUGCGUGGUAGGUCUUUGAAGAGGGAGGGGAAAGGGGGGAUCAGUUAAGGCAUACAAGUACACAGGGGGUGUGUGGGAGAUGAUGUUAAUUGAAAGAGGGAUUUAGAGGAAGACGUUUCCUUCCCAACUUACUCCCACACCUAUCGAGUACAUAGAGUACACACAAGAGAGGGAGUUAGAGGGAGACAUUCUGUUCCUACCUUCCUUCCUUGCCUCCUUGUUUCCUUAUCGCGAUCUCACGCACCUCUAUUUCAGGUAUUAAUUCCCAGCUUGAUUCUACCCAGUUUAUGAUGCUGAUACACGGUUCGUUAAACAAAGGGAAAUUGGAAUUAAUGGUGGACGAGGUCGUCCAGGUUCAUCAAACUAUUAUGAUGCAAAACAGUCGGCUUUUUUUUUUUCUCAAAAUCAGUCAAGAACUCGGUAAAGCGUGGCGUAAGAGUCUUAAGCGCGCGAAGCGCGCAAGCCUCACACUCCCGUAGGGUGACGUGCCCGGUUACGUGUGAGGCGGGGAAAAAAAACAUAUUUUUAGCAUCUCGCCCCAGUCUCGGUCUCUGUUUUCAGCUUCGUUCCAGACCUUUUGUUUGACUGCUCGCGCGUACUUGAAUACGCAAAAAUACGGACUGUUUUGCAGUCUAUCAAACUGUUGGGUCUGAGCAUCUGAGCAUUUAAAAAAGUGCAGAAGUGUAUGUAGAGUAGGGGCCCGAGGGUUCUGGGUCGCCGCCUCAUUUUUAGGCCAAACUGCAGCCUGCAGAGCCAAGGAAAAUUAUUUUCAAAUGUCGGGCCCCCCUUUUAUUUUAGGGUCUGGAUGGGCGGAUCCCCUGCUUCCUUCAAGAUGUGGAACCGCCAUUGAAAUUGUGGUGCUAAUCAGGAUGACCCACACCUCUCCUCUUAACAAGAAGGUGUUAAUAUCGUGGGGCGGGGGAGAUUUUCUUAGUACUAAGUAGUGCGCGCGCGUGAACCAGCGUCAUUUUGGUGGGAAAAUGAAAUUGACGGGUUUCAGCGCGAGUGUUGCACUCGUGACAGUAACAAGUCAUCAAAUGCUAGAAAUUACACCAUUCAAUAUAAAUAACCGCGCUUGCAAGCGCUGUUUCUCGUGGAAAAAAAAAUUACAAUGAAGCUUUCCGGAGUGCCUACUCUAGCCUGCGUAGCAAGCGUUUCCUCGCGAGGUUCGUCUAGAAAGCUGGGGCAAGAGCAAAAAAAAAAAUGAAUGACGGGGAAGGGGGAGGGGAAAGAAGGAACCUCUUCUCCCCUCCCCCUCCCCCUUCAACCUUUUUUUUGCUUCCGCUCUACCUUUCGCGCAAUAAUUCGAUUGGAAACGCUUGCUACGAAGGCUAUGCCUACUCGAAUCUAAAGGUCUCCAUUACCACGAAGUACUGAUGAAAAACUUAAUGCUUUCUUACACAGAUGCAUCCUUGACUGCCAAAUAGACUUUCUGGGUUCAAGGGAGAUACCUCCGCGACUGAAGACAAAUCUCGAAGAAACGAAAAAAGAGGAUCGGAACUCUAUUUUUAUCUGUAAAUGCGACGUAUGUGAAAUGUAUUUCUCUAAUAAGUUUAAAUUUGAAAUCCACGAUUGUGGAAACAAAUUAUCGGUACCGUAA